Naegleria lovaniensis is the source of this 1566-nucleotide messenger RNA. RefSeq lists its product as uncharacterized. The record is from RefSeq and is a predicted model, not a curated record. The coding region runs from base 1 to 1566 and encodes 521 amino acids. The transcript has a single exon. Lineage: Eukaryota; Heterolobosea; Eutetramitea; Acrasida; Naegleriidae.
AUGAUCAUUGUUGAGGUCCGUAAGCUGAAUGAAAAUAAUUUUCGAUUUGCGGAGUGCAACCUUUUGAUAGUGUUAAGCUUUAACAAAAAAAAUAUUAGAAAUAACAUUAUAUUGUUGGAAAUGAUUUACCUGAAUUCUCACGAUCAUGGUAAUGAUUUCGGAAGAGAUGCAAUCAUGGGCAUUCACAAUCAUUCAUCAUCAGAAGACAAAAUAGGUUUAAUAUCACUAUUUUCUCCAAUACCCCCAGCAUGGGUACGAGCCAUCGUGCAGAGGAUUUUACUAUUCUUGGAUUUUGAAACCACUUUUACAUCCAUGCCGUAUGUUUGUAAAGGCUGGACGAGUUGUUUAUAUCCUUCCAUACGACAAAACAAUGAAGGAAAUUCGUUUUUAUAUCAACAUAGAGGAGGAGAGGAUUACAAUGAUGCUAAUGAUGAUUCCGAAGAUGAAGAAAAAUCAAUUUGGGAAUUACUCUUAUAUCGGGAUUAUUCCUCAUCAUCAAGUAGUAGUGCCAUUAAAAAACUGAUGGAACGAAUUGAAUUUGGACAAGUAUUCAUGUCCAACGAACAAACACGAAAAGAUCACGCUACAUUUGAGACCUUGUACAAACAUUUGAGGAGGAAUGAUGCUCUAGCACUGAGUGUUCGUCAUGUUCGAUCCAUGACGACGAUGUUGACAUCUACAGCAGAUGAUAAUGGAAGUAUCAUGACUUCUAACGAUCGUACGUUUGCCAAUGAUGAAGGAUUAAUGGUGGAUGAUGAAAACGAUACGAAUGAAAAUGGGACUCCAAUGAUGACUUUGAAACAAUUAGAUCGAGAAGCUCUCUUACAUCUCAUUCAAACCUAUUCGACCAAUAUUGUAAUGAACACACAACAAAGAAUUGAACUCUUUGUUGCCUUUCUCAAUCAAGUGGAUGCCUACAGGACCACAGCUAAUUAUUUGGAGAAUCAUCAGCAAGAUCUUGACUCGUUAGUAAGCGACUUGUCAAUUAUUGAAGAAACAUUUAAAUUUACUCGACUCUGCAAGAGAAUUGAGGAGGAAACAGAAGAGGAAACCAUUGAGUCCAUGAAUAUUACUCGAAGAACCAUGCAAGUGGAGGGAAUAUUUGUGAACUGGAAUUGCGAUUUUGUGAAAAUGACAUUUAUCAUUGAUUUUCCUUAUAGUGACCUGAAUCCUAAUGUUGAUAUUGACAUGGAUGUUUUCUAUAAUUUAGGGGAUCUAAUUUCCAUGUCCAUUACUGAGGUUGGGCUUGAGAACUUUUCUGUAAUACUAGGAAAGGACUUAGAAAGUGCAUAUCCUUGGCUAAAAGGAGAUUCAUCCUCAAGUGCUUUUGGAAGCUCCAAUUUUGAUGAUGAUGACAAUUUCAGUGAACAGAAUGACUUUAUCACACAACUAGGAAACACAUUCAUUUGGAGAUGCUUAAUGGGAGCCAUUUCACUUCAAAUAACUCCUAUUCAUGAAUAUAACGAAAUGACUUUUUCAAGAACAGAAGACUUGUACUACUUUCUCAAAUUUGGACAAUUAGACAUUAUGCAUGAAUGCAUGCCACGACUUGAUGAUCAUUUUUGA